Molecule: messenger RNA, 249 nt
Organism: Pyricularia pennisetigena
Lineage: Eukaryota; Fungi; Ascomycota; Sordariomycetes; Magnaporthales; Pyriculariaceae
Exons: 3
Coding region: 1-249 (82 amino acids)
Biological process (GO): translation; ribosomal small subunit assembly
Cellular component (GO): ribosome; cytosolic small ribosomal subunit
Molecular function (GO): structural constituent of ribosome; RNA binding
Source: RefSeq, a predicted model, not a curated record
AUGGUUCUCGCCGUUGACCUGCUCAACCCCAGCCCUGCUGCUGAGGCCAAGAAGCACAAGCUCAAGACCCUUGUCCCUGCCCCGAGGUCCUUCUUCAUGGACGUCAAGUGCCCCGGCUGCUUCACCAUCACCACCGUUUUCUCGCACGCCCAGACUGUCGUCAUCUGCCAGGGCUGCACAACCGUUCUCUGCCAACCGACCGGUGGAAAAGCCCGUCUGACCGAGGGCUGCUCGUUCCGGAGAAAGUAG